Messenger RNA from Brettanomyces nanus, 429 nucleotides. RefSeq lists its product as uncharacterized. The record is from RefSeq and is a predicted model, not a curated record. NCBI's taxonomy places the organism in Eukaryota, Fungi, Ascomycota, Pichiomycetes, Pichiales, Pichiaceae. The coding region runs from base 1 to 429 and encodes 142 amino acids. Gene Ontology annotation, biological process: protein folding in endoplasmic reticulum. Gene Ontology annotation, cellular component: EMC complex. The transcript is spliced from 2 exons.
AUGAAGAUGGUCAGUACAGAUAAUCGUCGCACAAACAAGAAACACAAACAAAAGGAUGAGGCAUUAGAAAGUUUGAAAAUGAAGAAACUCUGGGAAAUGGCUAUCCAGCCAUCGAAAAACAUUCCAAUGAAUGCUAUCAUGAUGUAUAUGACACCUAAUUCUAUCCAAAUCAUUUCCAUAAUGAUGAUGGUAAUGUUGUUUGUCGGUUCAUUGAAGGACAUAUUUGCCGUUCAGAAGAAGUUCAAAAACGCCCAGGUUAAUUCUAGGUACGACUUUUUUGUUCUGAAGGGUAUUUAUGUUCUCUGCUGUUCAGGUAACUUGCUUGUUGGUCUUUGGAAAUUGAAUGCUAUGGGCUUGAUACCUAACCAAAGUAGUGACUGGUUAACUUGGGAGACUAAACUCGGAAACGAUCAGACUGUGGUACUAUAA